Messenger RNA from Neltuma alba, 1724 nucleotides. Its product is annotated as cysteine-rich receptor-like protein kinase 25. NCBI's taxonomy places the organism in Eukaryota, Viridiplantae, Streptophyta, Magnoliopsida, Fabales, Fabaceae. Gene Ontology annotation, molecular function: protein serine/threonine kinase activity; ATP binding. The annotation marks the transcript as partial. The record is from RefSeq and is a predicted model, not a curated record. Gene Ontology annotation, cellular component: plasma membrane. The transcript is spliced from 7 exons. Gene Ontology annotation, biological process: protein phosphorylation.
UCUCAUUCUUCUUCUUCCACUGUCUCUCCUUAUUACUUAUUGCAGCCCAUGCAACCAGCUUCAGCUCAAUAAUACUAAAUCCAUCUCGAAGACGAAUACUACAAGAAAACAGAGUUGUUCUCGCAGAACAAGACGCAGAGCCGCUUGAUUAUAGAUAUGCAUGUUUGGACCGAAGUGGUAUGGCUCCAUCAAGAAAAUACCAAAGCAAUCUCAAGAAUCUCAUGUCUUCACUUUCUUCUGUUGCCUCAACCAGCAAUGGAUUUGGUAACAGAACUGCAGGUAGUAAUGAAGAUAAGGUGUAUGGGCUUUAUCUUUGUAGAGGGGAUGUGAAUUCAAGUUUAUGUCAUUCUUGUGUUCAAGAUUCUAGCAGAUUGAUCCAACAGCAUUGUCCCAAUAAUGCUACUGCAGUUUUAUGGUACCCAUUUUGCCUUCUCAGGUACUCAAACCAGGAUUUCUUCGACAAUCUAACGCUAAGGCCUCGGAUUCCCAUGUUUGAUGCAUCACAAAACUUCACGAGUGCAGGAGAGUUCGACAGUGACGCUACGAUUCUGAUGAACGGUUUGAUACAGACAGGUUCAAAGACAAACCUGAUGUUUGGGACACACGUCUUCAACAUAAAUGGCACCCAGAAAAGGUAUGGUUGGGUUCAGUGCAGCAGAGACAUAACCAAUGAUGAGUGCAGAACAUGUCUGAGCAAUAUGCUAGAAGAUGUUGAGAAUUGCUGUGAAGGCAAGAAGGUUUGGAGAAUCUUUUCUCCUAGCUGUAUUGUUAUGUAUGAGACUCAGCCUUUCUUUGUAAAUUAUCCCGGGUUGAUUGCUCCAGCGCCCCAGCCAGGUGAGGAAAGUAGUAACAGGCCAAUGCUUAUAGUUAUCGUUGUUAUAAGUGUAGUAGUAGUACUAGCUCCACUGGCUUUCUGCACAAUCUACCUGAGGUUCUUGAGAAAGAAAAAAGACAAACAAGCAGUGCAGGAAGAUGGGCUAAAUCCAGUAUUUUCUCAGGAUCAAACUGACGAAGAGAAUUCUAUGAGUACUGAACUUCUGAUGAUGUCCCUGAAAACUAUUCUUCAAGCCACUUGUAACUUUUCUGAAGAAUGUAAAUUGGGAAAAGGUGGAUUUGGCUCUGUUUACAAGGGUGUUUUAUCUGAUGGGAAGGAAAUAGCAGUAAAGAGGCUGUCAAAAACUUCAGGGCAAGGAUUAAAAGAGUUUAAGAAUGAAGUGAUCUUGAUUGCAAAAUUGCAGCAUCGGAACCUUGUGAGAUUGUUAGCUUGCUGCAUUGAGCAAAAUGAAAAACUACUUGUUUAUGAGUACAUGCCUAAUUCUAGCCUCGAUUUUCACCUCUUCAAUAUGGAGAAGCGUUCCCAGCUGGAAUGGAAGCUGCGAUUGAGCAUCAUUAACGGAAUUGCAAAAGGACUUUUAUAUCUCCAUGAAGACUCUAGACUAAGGGUUAUUCAUAGGGAUCUAAAAGCUAGUAAUAUACCAUUAAACCAUGAAAUGAAUCCAAAAAUUUCUGAUUUUGGAUUAGCAAGAGCUUUUGGAGGCGACCAAAGGCAAGCAAAUACUAUUAGAGUUGUGGGUGGUUAUAUGGCUCCAGAAUAUGCUAUGGAAGGCUUGUUUUCAAUAAAAUCAGAUGUUUUCAGCUUUGGUGUUCUCCUACUAGAAAUCAUUAGUGGAAAAAAGAAUGGUGGAUUCUAUCUUUCACAGCACCGUCAAAGCCUUCUCACAUAU